AUGUCUUAUAAGAAUACAUUUAUACAGAGUGAAGCUUCAAUCACUAGACAACUCGAGAUUGAUAUCGAUCAAAAGGAAGAAAAGACAAAGGCAUCUGCAAUAAAGACAGUUGGCUUUGAUACGUCAAAGAGCGGACAGACUACACCUAUCCCAAUACCAUCAGCAACAUCACCACCAUAUUCAAAGAGUCCAUCAUCAGUUGGUAGUUCAAAAGGUUCUCUCGAGAAGAUGAAUCAUCAUAAGAAGAGGUAUGCAUUAUCAUGA
Messenger RNA from Acytostelium subglobosum LB1, 264 nucleotides. RefSeq lists its product as hypothetical. The record is from RefSeq and is a predicted model, not a curated record. The coding region runs from base 1 to 264 and encodes 87 amino acids. NCBI's taxonomy places the organism in Eukaryota, Evosea, Eumycetozoa, Acytosteliales, Acytosteliaceae. The transcript is spliced from 2 exons.